AUGAGGAAGAUGCACAGGGAGCAGGAGGAGGCCACAGCGGCUUCCUCGGAGGCUCCUCGACCUCCGACAACCCCGGAAUCCAAGCGCGAGUCCACAGUCCCAGUCGCUCCCGAAACCCUAACCUCGGCGGCGGCGGCGGCGGGGGAGUCUCCCCGACCUCUGGCAAACCCGGAAUCCGAGUCUCCGGUACCAGUCGCUCCCGAAACCCUAACCGCGGCGGGGAUGGGGGCGGCGGCAGUGAGGCUGGUUAAGGGGCGCGAGAGGAAGAAUCAGGUGGCGCCGCCGGCAUCUCCAUUAAUGGAGGAGCCCGUGCGCAAGGAGGAAAAGAGGCGCAAGAAAAGGAAGAAUGGAGAGGCCGCAGUGGUGAUUCCAUCGCCGCCCACUCCUGCUGUGGCCCAAAACUUGCAGAUGGAAAGCAAGGUGACGGCAGAGGGGGCAGCGGUGAGGAAGAAGCAGAGGCGGCGGAAGGUGGAGCACGAGCAAUCCGGGCAGCCACCAUUUCCCAUUGAUGUCCAUCCACAGGCAGGGGAAGAAGCUGGUGCUGGUGGUGGCGUCAUGGGCAGUCAGUGUGUCAAGAGGAGCAGCAGCAAGAAGUCCCCAGUCUUGAAGCAGCAGCCGCCACUGCCCCAAGGCUUUUUCCCUCCCAUGGCCAAUCCCAAUUCCAUUGAUCAGGACCCCAAUUAUUCCUCACCUUUUGGUGCAUUCUUUGCCCAAUUCGCCUACAAACCUGAUCGCCGGAAAGAUGGCAAUGGUCCGCCGCUUCCUAAUACCGUUGAUCGCCCUGUGAGGCUGCCUCCUCAAGGCCACCCAUCAUCUGGGUCUUCUCUGCUCACUGCAAAAGAGACCUCCAAGGCUGCCAGGACAACAACCUCGAACACCAAGCAACCAUGCCCAGCCUCAGCAUCAACCUCAGGUUCACAAGAAGAGGUAAGGAUCAAACGGAAGGAAAAGCCCGAGAAUAAGAUGACAAGGGAGAUGGCGGUGAGGGAGUCUCCCUGUCCUCUGGCAAACCUGGAAUACAGGUCCGACUCCCUGGUCCCAGUCUCUCCUGAAACCCUAACCUCGGCAGAGAUGAUAACGGUGGCACUGAGGCAGGUUAAGGAACGCGAGAGGAAGAAUCAGGAGGUGCUGCCGGCAUCUCCAUUAAUGGAGGAGCCUGUGCGGAAGGAGGAAAAGAAGCGCAAGAAAAGGAAAAAUGGGGAGGCUGCAGUGGUGAUUCCAUCGCCGCCCACUGCUGCUGUGGCCCAAAUCUUGCAGAGGGAAAGCAAGGUGACGGCAGAGGGGGCGACGUUGAGGAAGAAGCAUAGGCGGCGAAAGGUGGAGCAGGAGCAAUCUGGCCAGCCACCAUUUCCCAUUGAUGUCCAUCCACAGGGAGGGGAAGAAGCUGCUUCUGCUGGUGGCGUCAUGGGCAGUCAGUGUGUCAAGAGGAGCAGCAGCAAGAAGUCCCGGGUCUUGAAGAAGCAGCAGCCACUGCCCCAAGGCUUUUUCCCUCCCAUGGCCGAUCCCAAUUCCAUUGAUCAAGAUCCCAAUUAUUCCUCACCUUUUGGUGCAUUCUUUGCUCAAUUCGCCUACAAACCUGAUCGCCGGCAAGAUGGCAAUGGUCCGCCACUUCCUAAUACCGCUGAUCUCCCAGCGAGGCAGCCUCCUCGAGGCCACCCGUCAUCUGGCUCUUCUCUGCUUACUGCAAAAGAGGCCUCCAAGGCUGCCAGGACAACAACCUCGAACACCAUGCAACCAUGCCCAGCCUCAGCAUCAACCUCAGGUUCACAAGAAGGGGUAAGGGUCAAAGGGAUGGAGAAGCCUGAGAAGAAGAUGACAAGGGAGAAAAAGCCAAGGCAGCCACUGCCAUUACUUAGUGCUGCCGAGAAGCGUUCAGAUAAAUACCGUCGCCUGUCGCUGGAUCAGCUGGUGCCCCCACCGUGCUCCCCCCAUAAGCUAUUGCAGGAGAAUUAUGCUUCUGACCCCUGGAAGGUCAUUGUAAUAUGCAUGCUCCUCAACUUAACACAGGGAAAACAGGUCAGGAAAAAAGUGAAGGGCUUCUUCAAGCGCUAUCCUGAUCCUCAGACUGCAUAUACAGCUGAUCCCGAAAAGAUGGCAAAGUAUCUAGCACCUCUUGGAUUGCAGCGUGUGAAAACAAACAGAAUCCAGAAAUUCUCUAAGGCUUAUGUUGGGGAAGAAUGGACCUAUAUCACUGAGCUUUGUGGUGUCGGCAAGUAUGCGGCUGAUGCUUAUGCAAUCUUUUGUGCUGGAAGGGCAAAUGAAGUGGUUCCAAAAGAUCACAAGUUAGUUGAUUACUGGAAUUAUGUCUGUUUUGAGUUACCCUCAAUUCAGAAAUCGCAGGAUGCGCAGGAGGCUGGAGUGAUGGGGCUAGGAAACAUUGUCGCUAAGGUGCAGGAAGUUGCUCCUGUAAGUAAAGCUUCAAUGCUGGUUAAGGUGGGCCUUGCAUUGAUUUGCUCCAGGAGCUAA
Miscanthus lutarioriparius is the source of this 2466-nucleotide messenger RNA. The record is from the annotation of a GenBank genome assembly. NCBI's taxonomy places the organism in Eukaryota, Viridiplantae, Streptophyta, Magnoliopsida, Poales, Poaceae.